UCAUCUCGGCCAUCGUUGCAGGCAAAAUAUGGCCUUCAAUUCGUUGGUUUUCUCGACAUCUAGAGCAAAAUUCGACUUUCCAUCGAUAUUUGGUGCUCGUAAACCAUUGUUGAUUGCGAAAAUUUGCUGCUCAAAGGAUAAUAAUCCUCAGCAGCAAGUUAAUUUAUCAGUUCUUCGCUUCACACUUGGGAUACCUGGAUUGGACGAAUCUUACUUGCCAAGAUACAUUGGGUAUGCUUUUGGGGCGCUUUUAGUUGCGAAUCAUUUUCUGCGUUCGGAUUCUUCAUCAAUUGCCCCAGCUCAGCUUAGAACAGAGGCGUUAGGGCUAUCUCUGGCUGCAUUUUCUGCUUUUGUUCCUUAUGUUGGAAAAUUUCUCAAGGGGGCUAAACUAACUGAACCGAAAACCAUUCCAGAAGGUUCCGAGCAGAUCUUCGUCAUGUCACAGGAAAUUAGUGAUAGUUUGAAGCAAGAUUUGGCUUGGGGAACAUAUGCACUGUUGCGGAAUACUAACUCCAUAUCAGUGCUCAUCUCAGUUGGCGAUGCAUUAUGCGUGCGUGGCUACUGGAACAUACCGAAAGAUUUACAAAAACAAGAUGUUUCAGAUUGGUUUAGAGAGCAGAUUCGAAGGGUUGGAUUAUCCUACCUGAAGGACUCUAUGUAUUUUCAACAGGCUGCUGAAUCUGAACUGAAGGAGAUUUUUCCCCGGGGAACGAGAUCUGUUCUUGUGCAACCUAUCCUCGAAGCCUCGAAACCAGGCUCCGGCGAAACAGAGAAAAGCAAUGGCUUUGUUCUGUUGGCUUCUAACAUCGAUUAUGCAUAUACUGAUAAAGAUCGAUCAUGGAUAGCUGCCAUUGCCAACAAAUUCAAAGGGUAAAAAUGACGGUGCAAUGAACAGAAAUCACAGUUGACGUGCAGUUUGAUCGUUUUAUUCUUCAUGGGAAUCUCUUAACCGGCCAUUGGAGAUUGCCGGGAACAUACACAUAUAGCUCCCUUCAUCUUCGCUGCUCUUUAGAACCAAAUUCACCGAUCUUAACAUUAAACACUUCUCUCACAUGAACAGGUGAAGCAAACCAUCUAGCUCGGUUGGAGGCCAGGAAGAGCAAAACCGCGUACACGGCUACACGCUCAAUCAACACCAGAACCAACCCGAUUUCACCCGGGCACGCCCGAAAUUGGCAUCAUGCAUCAACAUGUAAGUCAUAUUUCAAUUACUGCCCAGUUAACUAUAAGAUUGCCUGUGUUUCUAAAUCAUUCAAUUUGUUCUGUGCUGGGAUAUUUUUAGGCUAUGUAUACAUACAUCUAUAUGUAUAUAUAUAUAUGUUCAAUGUUGAUUUGCAGUUCUUGCUCAAUUUGCAUUAUGUUUGUAGGGACAUAGGAUAGAGCAUUAAU
This is a messenger RNA of Andrographis paniculata, 1389 nucleotides long. RefSeq names its product protein COFACTOR ASSEMBLY OF COMPLEX C SUBUNIT B CCB2, chloroplastic. The record is from RefSeq and is a predicted model, not a curated record. The transcript is spliced from 7 exons. Bases 29 to 874 code for a protein of 281 amino acids. Gene Ontology annotation, biological process: cytochrome b6f complex assembly. NCBI's taxonomy places the organism in Eukaryota, Viridiplantae, Streptophyta, Magnoliopsida, Lamiales, Acanthaceae.